Molecule: messenger RNA, 2095 nt
Organism: Hibiscus syriacus
Lineage: Eukaryota; Viridiplantae; Streptophyta; Magnoliopsida; Malvales; Malvaceae
Exons: 3
Coding region: 123-1928 (601 amino acids)
Biological process (GO): regulation of transcription by RNA polymerase II
Cellular component (GO): piccolo histone acetyltransferase complex
Source: RefSeq, a predicted model, not a curated record
UCUGGUUGUUGUUCUUUUUCCAUUUUGACUCGUCUGGGUCGACUCGGUUACUGAGUCAACUCGUUCGUUGGGGGGUAAGGAAGAGCGACCGAGGAGUUUUUACCUUCAGUGGCGGGGCCGCGAUGCCUUCGGUGGGGAUGAAACGGAGCACGAGGGUCUGCAGGAUGAAGAGCUCGGAGAUCCGGAUUCUUCGUUCCGGGCGGCAACUCUGGCCUGAUUCCGGCGAAGUAAAUCCCAAGAGGCGCAGCAACGACGGCGUUGAAUUCAACAACUCGGUGAAAAAGACUCCAAAGAGUGAAAUACAGAAGUUUCCUCCAAAGACAAUUGAGAAGCCCAAAGGACUGAACCACGAAGAGAACCCAAAGAAACGGUCCAGGAAAGUGAAAGCUGAAGCUAUAAACAAUGGCGGAACUGUAGAUAAAAUGUUUGGGAUUGUUUAUACUAGAAAAAGAAAGAGAAAUAGUGUUCAAAAGUGCCAACUUUCGGAAAAUUCCGAGCUGAAAACUCCUGUCGAUUCCACCGUCCUCGAAAACGAUAAACUCGGGACUGAAGUUAUUUCAAACCCGAGUUUUCGAUCUUCGAAACUAACAGUUCGAAGCAGUAUUCAGAAGAGGAGGAGUUCUCUGAGGAGAAUGAGAUCUAGAAACCCUUUUUCAAGUGGAGCUCUAAUGUCUGAAUUGGUAAGUAGUAGACGAAAUGGGAUUCCUUUUUCCUCCGUAGUUUCGAAAAACAAGCUUAGGAGUUGUUCAUUCCGCAGUGAUUCCUCGUCGAACUUAAGUGAUGAGAGCUCUUCGACAUCAGUUUUAUCGGAUCUAAUGCAGAAGGUAGAGUUGGAGUCGGAAUCAUGGCGAUGCUCUGCCAAUGUUUUGAUCGUUGAACCGAAUAGAUGUUACAGGGAAGGAGCAAUCGUCACUUUGGAGCUCUCUGAAACAAAAGAAUGGCUUAUUGUAGUGAAAAAGAAUAAUAGAACUAAGUAUGCACUGAAGGCAGAUAAAUUUAUGAGGUCAACCUCGAUCAACCGCUUCACUCGGUCUAUGAUUUGGGCUGCAGAUGAUACCUGGAAGCUUGAGUUUCCAAAUCGGCAAGAUUGGAUCCUUUUUAAAGAUCUUUACAAGGAAUGUUGUGAGCGCAAUGGGCCUGCUUCAGUUUGUAGAGUGAUCCCUGUGCCCGGGGUCUGUGAAGUAUCGGGAAACGAGGGUAAACCCAGUGUGCUGUUUCGAAGACUGAAUUCGUAUAUCACGGUGGAUGGCGAUGAAGUAUCUAGAGCCUUGGCAAGGAGGACUGCUAGCUAUGACAUGGAUUCAGAAGAUGAGGAAUGGUUAAAGAAAUUCAAUAACGAACUUUAUAGUGGAAAUGGGCAUUACGAGCAUCUUUCGGAGGAUUGUUUCGAGUUGAUGAUUGAUACGUUCGAGAAGGCAGCUUUUUGCAGUCCAGAUGAUCACUCGAAUGUGAUUGCUGCUGCAUCUGAUAUAGGUAUAAGGCCGGUGGUUGAAGCUGUUCAUGCUUACUGGUUGAAGAAACGGGACCAAAGGCGAUCGCCACUGCUCAGAGUUUUCCAGGGUCAUCAGAUCAAGAAGGCUCCGGUCAUUCCACAGCCUUUUCUACGGAAAAGGAGGUCGUUUAAGCGUCAAGCCAGCCAUGGAAGAGGCAAGCAACCAAGUUUGCGGCAAGCCAUGGCAGCCGAACACGAUGUAUUGGAAGAAGACAAUGCGAUGGCUAAAGUGGAAGAAGCUAGAGUCGCAGCAACCAGACAUAUUGAAUCAGCUAUCCUCAAACGCGAACUGGCUCAGUUGCUAAUGCAAAAUGCUGAUAUGGCUACAUACAAAGCCACAAUGGCACUCAGAAUCGCCGAAGCUGCUAGUCUUACCGGAUCAUCGGAAGAUACAGCGGCCCACUUUUUGUUCGAUGAGGUGCCGGUAGUUGUCUAGUAGGGGGUAGUUUGCACAGCAUCAUGGCUGUUUUUGAAGCCCAUGGGAAUUGGGGAAGAGUAGUGUAAUAAUGUAUAGCUUGAUUUAAUUUUCAAAUGUAUCAUCGUGUAUUAUUUUAACUUGAUGCCAUUGUAGAGAAAUCUGAAAAGGGAGAGAAUUACAGGGAA